AAACAUAUGUUCCUGCAGUAUAUACCAAUUGCAAAGAUGUUCUUUUUUCUCUUACCAUGCAAUGGUAUGAUCUUAUCAAAUGCCACUCAGAGUUCAUUGUGGAUCUGUCUGAACUGAUGGGAAAAUAUAGAGAUUUUUACCAAGGCACAAAUGUGAUCAAGUAGAUGAAGUUGAGGUCUUAGCCUCUACCUAGAAGUUCAUCUAAGUCUCAGUAACACUUCUAGUGUUUAUGAAUUUGCUGCUCAUGUAUGAUAUCUACAAGACUUCAUUUUUAAAGGUAUGUUUUUUUCUAUAAUUAUGUUUUUGGAUUUUGAUUAUGAUCUAUUAUUUGUUUCAUCGACAUCUUUGUUCAGCUCAAUUUUGCUAAUCCAUUUUAUUAAAAGCAAAAAAAAAUU
Messenger RNA from Rubroshorea leprosula, 395 nucleotides. Lineage: Eukaryota; Viridiplantae; Streptophyta; Magnoliopsida; Malvales; Dipterocarpaceae. The record is from the annotation of a GenBank genome assembly.